Mucor mucedo is the source of this 2592-nucleotide messenger RNA. RefSeq names its product Dolichyl-phosphate-mannose-protein mannosyltransferase-domain-containing protein. NCBI's taxonomy places the organism in Eukaryota, Fungi, Mucoromycota, Mucoromycetes, Mucorales, Mucoraceae. Gene Ontology annotation, cellular component: endoplasmic reticulum; membrane. The coding region runs from base 103 to 2592 and encodes 829 amino acids. The transcript has 10 exons. Gene Ontology annotation, biological process: protein O-linked glycosylation via mannose. The record is from RefSeq and is a predicted model, not a curated record. Gene Ontology annotation, molecular function: dolichyl-phosphate-mannose-protein mannosyltransferase activity.
GCGGAUAUUCAAAUGAUGAUUUUAUUUUUGGAAGGUGGGUGAGUUUCACAAAAGCGGACAACUUUAUUCUUGUAUUUUCUUUCUUCUCUUUCGGUUACUGUUAUGAAAUUCAAGACAGAGAUCCGACAGAGAAAAUCUGCACCUACAGCGGCUCUUACUGCUGACAAGGAAGACACCAAGAAAACAGUAGUCAACAGCAACAACAAUAACCUCAUUGCAGCUUUAUUGUUUCUAGUGUCAUUGCCUGUCCGUUUUAAAAAUGUGGCCUUACCUGCUCAAGUAGUUUUUGAUGAGGUCCAUUUUGGAAAAUAUGCUGCCUAUUAUAUUAGACGUUCCUUUUUUUUCGAUGUGCAUCCACCUUUGGCAAAGCUGUUGAUUGCCUUUGUUGCUUGGAUUUCCGGGUUCAAGGGAGAUUUCGAUUUUGCAGAGAUUGGAAAUGUCAUACCCGAGAAUGUACCUUAUGUCCAGAUGCGUGCUUUUGGAGCGCUCUUUGGAGCAUUAAUUGUCCCUCUUUCUUAUUUAACAAUUCGUGAUGCUGGUCAUUCUAAAAUUGCUGCUACAUUAACUGCCUUGGCAAUUUGUUUCGAAAAUGGACUGAUUACAAACAACAGAUUGGUUCUUUUAGAUGCCUACCUUUUGUUUUUCAUUGCAUUCACUGUAUUUUCAUGGAAUAGGUUUUAUAACUUAAAGAGAUCAUUUGACCGGAGUUGGUAUUUUUGGCUACUCUGUUCCGGGAUCGGAUUGGGAUGCACUGUCAGUACUAAAUGGGUGGGUUUGUUUACCGUUGCCACUAUAGGCGUAUCUACCAUAAGACAACUCUGGAAAAUAUUGGGUGAUAUCACUGUAACCAAGCGUUUAUAUGCACUUCAUUUCUUUAGCAGAGCUAUAUGUCUUAUUAUUGUGCCUGUAUCCAUUUAUAUUGGGUCAUUUUAUAUUCAUUUGUCAAUUUUAGAUAGGUCUGGACCUGGAGAAUCGUACAUGGAGAUGCAAACACAAAAUGAGUUGAAAGGAUAUUAUCCCAUUGACACACCUCGUCCUAUUGUCUAUGGCUCUAUUAUUACUAUCCGUCAUCUCGAAACAACAGGUGGAUUCCUUCAUUCUCAUAAGGCUAAUUAUGCUGAAGGAUCUCAGCAACAGCAAGUGACAUUAUACCCUCAUCGUGAUAACAAUAAUUGGUGGAGAGUGUUGAAAUCAGAUAAUUCUGAAGAACCCAAAAAUGACUUAUUGGCUAGUGACAAUACGACCUGGUUACAGUACGUACGUGCUGGUGAAACGAUUCGCCUUGAGCAUGUUGAGACUGCGCCUCUUAAACUCCAUAGUCAUGAUAUACCCGCUCCUGUCACGGACACAGAUUACAACAAAGAAGUCAGUGCUUAUGGAUUUCCCAACCAUGAGGGUGAUGCCAAUGAUAACUGGCUUUUGAAGAUCGAUGAGGAUAGUCGCAUACCUGAAGCAGGUCAAUUUCUUCAAGCUCGUCGUAGUAAGUUCCGUUUGAUGCAUACGUACCAAGAUUGUUAUUUGUAUGCUAGCUACGAGAGACUUCCUGAUUGGGGGUAUGAUCAGCAAGAGAUAUCUUGUAUCAGUGAGGCCUUAAAGCCUAAAACUAUGUGGCAAAUUGAUGAAUCUCAAAACCCUAUGUUGCCAGAAAAUGUUGUAAUGGAGCCUGAACACCGUCCCGACUUUCUCCAAAAAUUUCUUCGCUUACACAAAGCCAUGUGGACUAUUAACAGUGAACUCACUGAGACACAUCCCUUCGAAUCUCGUCCUCAUGAAUGGCCUCUUCUCUUGAGCGUCAUUUCGUUCUGGCAAACAGAAACCAAUCAAAUUAUCUUGCUUGGUAAUCCUCUUGUUUACUGGUCAUCUACAGUUGCCGUCUUGACAUUUUUUAUCUUGUACGGGUUCUUUCAAUUACGUCAAAAGCGUGGCUUCAAAGACUCUUUUGGUGGCCUUCGUGCGUAUUACGAAACCUCUGCCGGAUUCUUUGUCAUGGCCUGGACUUUUCAUUAUCUUCCCUUUUUCAAAAUGGAGCGACAAUUGUUCAUCCAUCAUUAUAUGCCCUCUCUUUACUUUGCUGUCUUGACUUUGGGCGUCGGUUUCGAUAUAUUAUUGAGACGAUUCCCUCGUGUCAUGAAGUUGGGUGUCUUGGUCUUAUCGAGUGUUUGCCUUAUUUAUACAUGGUGGGUCUACUCACCUCUUGCAUACAGUGGCGAGUGGUCUCUGGCACAGUGCGAAAAUGCAUCGCUUCUAAAGUCCUGGGGUUUAAGCUGUGAGACAUAUACUCCUUUGGGAUCCCCUGAAAGAUUAAUCAUGGAAAACGUUGAAGUCACUACUAAAGAAUCCGAGAUUGUGUAUGAUGGAGAGGAAGAAGAUAAGGCUGAGGACAGCAUUCCCAUGCCUACAGAUGCACCUGAACCGCCCGAAUACGAGCCUGAAUUUAUUGAUGGAAAAGAAGUAGUAUAUGAAGACGAUGACGAAGAUGAGGAUGAAUGGCCUAGAACCAUCUACGGUGUAGAUCCUGACGCAGAUGAAGAUGAUGAAGUAACACCCUUGACGGUCCGAAAAAUCCCCCUUACUAAACAUCUUGAUUUAUAA